UUUAAAACCACGUGACCAGUGUUUACAUUUUUUCUCAGCUGUUUCUUUCUUCGUCCCCUCCUACACGUUUCGUCGUUACCAUUCUUGUUUUUUCCAACCAAGCCGCAAAAGUUAGCUCAGAUAAGCAGUACUUAGUCACCAGAAGAGGCUGUUAUCGUGUGAAAGUGGCUUUCACUGACCGUCGCAUUGCACGGUGCGAUCACUUGCAAGGAGUGAGUAAAUGCGACACGGACAUUUUGAACCCUUCCCGCUGUGACAUUUGAAGAUUUUAGGGGAAAGGUCACUUGCUGCUCGAACAUGAGCAUCUGAAGUGACACUCCACGACUCGCGUUGGCAGGAUCCCCUCAGUCAGCGUAGAUCUCCAUGCCGCUGUAAGGAGGACUCACUCAACCUGCGUACGAGUUCAGCCCUUUCGUGUCUCUUCUCUUGUCGCCAUGGGGGGAGCUGUGAGCGCCGGGGAGGACAACGAUGACCUCAUUGAUAACCUGAAGGAGGCUCAGUACAUCCGCACAGAAAAGGUCGAGCAGGCCUUCCGGGCCAUAGACCGGGGUGACUACUACCUGGACGGCUAUCGGGACAGUGCCUACAAAGACUUGGCGUGGAAGCACGGAAACAUUCACCUGUCUGCUCCGUGUAUAUACUCUGAAGUGAUGGAGGCCCUCAAACUGCAGCCAGGACUUUCCUUCCUUAAUCUGGGCAGUGGGACCGGCUACCUGAGCACAAUGGUCGGGCUCAUCAUAGGGCCCUAUGGUGUGAACCAUGGAGUUGAGCUCCACAAGGACGUGGUCGAAUACGCCAGACAGAAACUUGAUGAAUUCAUUAAGAAUAGUGACAGCUUUGAUAAGUUUGAAUUCUGUGAACCUGUCUUUGUGGUGGGGAAUUGCCUUGAAAUCUCAACAGACAGCCACCAAUACGAUCGCAUUUAUUGUGGCGCUGGGGUGCAGAAAGACCAUGAAAAUUACAUGAAAGUGCUGCUCAAAAUUGGAGGCAUACUGGUGAUGCCUAUAGAGGAUCAGCUGACCCAGAUAACCAGAACCAGUCAGAGCACGUGGGAGAGCAAAAACAUCUUGGCGGUGUCCUUUGCCCCUUUGGUUCAGCAGAGCCGAGCCGAAGGAGAGAAGCCUGACACUGUCCAGCUCCCGCCGGUGACCGUCCGCAGCCUCCAGGACCUUUCUCGCGUUUACAUUCGUCGCACUCUCAGAAACCUGGCGAAUCAGGACAGUCAGGGAAACGGGAUGGUGCAGAGGGUCCCCCACAAGCGCAAACGGAGGCGCUGUCGGCGGCGGCCCAUCAACACCUACGUUUUUGUGGGCAAUCAGCUCAUACCCCAAAUGGUGGAGAGUGAAGAGGAGGAGCAUGCCGAUGAGGAACAAAAGGAGGCGGUGGCGGAGGAAGAGGAGGAAAGAGACAUUGGUGAUAUUGAAAUCAUCAAGCAAGUGAACGAGCUGAGAGAACAAAUACUUGCUCUGCCCCUGCCUGAGUCGCUCAAAGCGUAUUUGCUGUAUUACAGAGAGAAAUGACUGAUCCACUCGAUGUCCAUCGUUAAUGAGUGCUCUGCCUGCUGAAAUUCUGUUUUCUUCACCCUUUUUCUUUUCAAAUGUAGCAUUAUUAUCACCUAAUCUCAAUGGCAACACUGUAUUGGGACAAGAUAGAGAUGUCAUAGAUUAUAUCAGAUAAUAAUGUUUGAUUUUCAUGGGUGUUAGUUUCCCUUGACAUUUUCAUUUGGAUCUGUAUAUGAAAACGUAAAAGUAUCCUGAAUGGAGAUUUAGUUUCAGGAACCAGUUUUGAAAUACAGAUUUUAUCAAAUCAGAAUGUCUGCAGUUAUGUGCAGAUAAAAAAAAAACUGUAUAAAAAAUAAGAAAAAAAGUUAAGUUCUUACGGUUUUUUAAAAAUAUAAUCAUACAAAAAUGAA
Messenger RNA from Girardinichthys multiradiatus, 1912 nucleotides. It is a transcript of the gene pcmtd1, whose product is annotated as protein-L-isoaspartate (D-aspartate) O-methyltransferase domain containing 1. Lineage: Eukaryota; Metazoa; Chordata; Actinopteri; Cyprinodontiformes; Goodeidae. Gene Ontology annotation, biological process: protein modification process. Bases 435 to 1520 code for a protein of 361 amino acids. Gene Ontology annotation, cellular component: cytoplasm. The transcript is spliced from 7 exons. Gene Ontology annotation, molecular function: protein-L-isoaspartate (D-aspartate) O-methyltransferase activity. The record is from RefSeq and is a predicted model, not a curated record.